AAAGGGAGUAACGUUUCCAGUUAUAGUUGUGGCGUAAACCCCACACCUGGCCGCGGCGCGUUGGCUUUCCCAAACUACAACCUCUUGACUGUCUUUACACACACGCACACAGAGAACAGGGGAGCGGUGAAAAUUAUAUGGGGAACCGACGGUUUGCGCAGGCGUUGACCAGCGACGACGAGGACGACGCGCCGCAGCGACGUCGCGACUCAAACGGCGAUGAGAACGUAAAACAAAGGAAGCGUAAAAUGGUGCACUUCCCCGACGAGGACGAUGAGAAGAAAGAAAUGGAGGAAGCAGAAUUGGCCGAGCGGAAGAAGAAGAAGAAGAAGAAGGAAAAGGAAGAGCCUGAGCCGGAGUCGGAGGCGGCGAGCGAGAACGAGGAGCAGGGUGAUGUGGAGGCGCAGCCGAUGGGUACGGUGGUUAGGGUUUCCGGGAGGGGGAGAGGGAGGAGGAAUCAUUACGAGUCGUUCGAGUACAAUGGCCACCAAUAUUGGCUCGAGGAUCCAGCGCUCUUCCAUCCUGAGAAUAAGAAUCAGAAGCCUUAUGUGGCCAUAAUUAAGGACAUUGCUAAAACCUGGCAAGGGGAAUUGAUGGUAACAGGGCAGUGGUUCUACCGUCCAGAGGAGGCGGAAAAAAGAGACGGUGGAAAUUGGCCAUUAUGUGAUACGAGGGAACUCUUUUAUAGUUUCCACAGAGACGAAGUACCUGCAGAAUCUGUCUUCCAUAAGUGUGUGGUUCACUUUAUACCUUUACAUAAGCAGAUUCCUUCUCGUCAGAAACACCCAGGUUUCAUCGUGCAAAAAGUAUAUGAUACUGAACAGCGGAAGCUCUUUAAGCUAACAGAUAAAGAUUAUGAAGAGAACAAGCAGCAUGAGAUCGAUGUUCUUGUUCAAAAAACUCUUGCACGGCUUGGAGACCUUCCUGACCUUGCACCUGAGGAUACUAUUGUGGAUCAUGAAGCUCCUUUGAAGAGAAAGAGACUUUUAAAGAGAAGGAGCAUGACACUUUUGGAUGAUUCCAGGGAGGAUGAAGGACUUAGCAGAUCUCAAUCACUUAAACCAGAAACUACUGGAAACACUGCUGCUAGUUCAUCAGAAUAUUAUGCUAUUCUUUCAAAUUUUAAGCAGUUGACUGGGGAAACACAGCGUGACAAGUGGUUGGAAAAGCUUCUUCAAUGUAUUAAAUUCAUAUGCACUCCUGUAGGGAGUAAGCAGAACAAUGAGGAAGAAAGGUUUGGUUCAGAUGUUAGAACUCCCAGUAGCAAGAGCGGUGGCUCCAAUAAUGAAUCUCAUGAUAAGACUCCUAAGGAUGAUGUAUCAUUUGACUGGCCUGAUGCAGCUGUUCCUGCCAUAGCUGCUCUUGAGAAAGCAGCGCAUGAUGCACUUUCUUCAGAUUUUCAGAAGUACAACCAAAAGAUGAGGCAGUUGGCAUUCAAUCUUAAGAGCAAUGCUGCAUUAGCACGGCGUCUUCUGAAUAGAGAGUUGGAACCUGCACAGAUACUGAAUAUGUCGCCUAACGAAUUAAAGGAAGGUUUAACAGCAGAAGAAAUAGCAAGCAGGAAGCCAGAGGAGUCGGGGCGCUUGCAGGUUAUUCAGGGUAUGACUGAUGCCCGUUGUACAAGAUGCAUGGAGAAACAAGUGGGUUUGUUAGAUAUUAUUCAGACUGGACAUGGAGAUCGCUAUCAGCUGGAAUGUGUUGCCUGUGGUAACACCUGGUAUGCUUCUAGAGACGAUGCUGCUGCAUUGACCAUAGAGGGACCAAGUUCUGCAAAGACUGUUGGUACGGCUCCGCUGGCUACUGCCAAGUUUGAAGACGUUCAGAAGAGUUUGAUGAGUUCUGGUGGAGGAGCUGAGAGUGGAUCCACUGAUGUCCUCAAGAAGACGACGGAAGCAUAUAUCCCCGUGUUAGAUGAUCAGAAAACACUUAAUAAAACUGUGACUGAGGAAAAUCCUACAGAGGGUAGUGCUAUGUAAUGCAUGUUCGUAGGUUGCAUUAGUUUAGGUUGAAGUUCUAUUGUUGUAGAAAAGUUAACGUUCCAAAGUUUGGUGCGCUUGCACUGAUAUAUGGCUACUUGAGCUAUGGUGUAAAGGCCUUUGGGGUAGAGCACUUGUAUAGAGCUGAUGAUUAUUUUAAUUUUUAUUUUUUAUUAUGUGUUUAUUAGAGGAGAGCUGAUGAUUCUUGUGUAUAUCCAUGUUAAUAGUUCGCUGUCUCUC
Messenger RNA from Sesamum indicum (sesame), 2216 nucleotides. Its product is annotated as ASI1-immunoprecipitated protein 3. Gene Ontology annotation, biological process: DNA-templated transcription. Lineage: Eukaryota; Viridiplantae; Streptophyta; Magnoliopsida; Lamiales; Pedaliaceae. Gene Ontology annotation, molecular function: chromatin binding. The record is from RefSeq and is a predicted model, not a curated record.